Echinops telfairi (small Madagascar hedgehog) is the source of this 1625-nucleotide messenger RNA. RefSeq names its product olfactory receptor 52N2-like. Gene Ontology annotation, cellular component: membrane. The coding region runs from base 124 to 1086 and encodes 320 amino acids. The record is from RefSeq and is a predicted model, not a curated record. The transcript is spliced from 2 exons. Lineage: Eukaryota; Metazoa; Chordata; Mammalia; Afrosoricida; Tenrecidae. Gene Ontology annotation, molecular function: G protein-coupled receptor activity; olfactory receptor activity. Gene Ontology annotation, biological process: G protein-coupled receptor signaling pathway.
UUGGAAACAGAGGCCGUCAAGCUCUAAAUCUUAUACUUUUCUUGUAUUUCCUUCCCUCCAAAUUCUAUGGACUCUGAAAGAAAUUACCGUGAAAGAAAGAAGAAUGUCAUUUUAUGAAUCAUUAUGGCUGAGACUAACUGCUCCAGCCUGAGCCCAGGGUUCUUUCUCUUGAAUGGCGUCCCCGGGCUGGAAGCUUCACACAUCUGGAUCUCCCUGCCAUUCUGCUUCAUGUACAUCAUCGCUGUAGUGGGGAAUUGUGGCCUCAUGUAUCUCAUCAGCCAUGAGGAGGCUCUGCACCGACCCAUGUACUAUUUCCUGGCCCUGCUCUCCUUCACUGAUGUCACCUUGUGCACCACCACUGUGCCCAAUAUGCUGUGCAUAUUCUGGUUCAACCUCAAAAAGAUUGACUUCAAUGCCUGCCUGGUGCAGAUGUUUGUUGUACACACACUGACUGCGAUGGAGUCUGGAGUGCUGAUGCUCAUGGCACUAGACCGCUACGUGGCCAUUUGCUACCCUCUAAGAUAUUCCACCAUCCUCACCAACCCUGUCAUCGCCAAGGCUGGCCUUGCCACCUUCCUGAGGAGUGUGAUGCUCAUCCUGCCAUUCACCUUCCUCACCAAGCGCCUGCCCUACUGCCUGGGAAAUGUCAUUCCUCACACCUACUGUGACCACAUGUCUGUGGCCAAAGUGUCUUGUGGCAAUUUCAAGGUCAAUGCUAUCUAUGGUCUCUUGGCAGCUCUCCUGAUUGGAGGCUUUGAUAUGUUUUGUAUCUCAGUGUCUUACACAAUGAUCUUGAGGGCAGUGGUGAGUUUGUCAUCAGCAGAUGCUCGUCACAAAGCCUUCAGCACCUGUACCUCUCACAUAUGUGCUAUUGUUAUAACUUACGUUCCAGCCUUAUUUACUAUUUUUACCCAUCGUUUUGGGGGACAAAGCAUUCCACACCAUGUCCAUAUUAUUAUUGCCAAUCUUUAUUUGAUGUUUCCUCCAACCCUGAACCCCAUUGUUUAUGGAGUCAAGACAAAGCAGAUCCGAGAAGGAGUUAUCAAAAUACUUUUGAGGGAGAAAGAUAUCUUAGCAAUGAAAUAGAUUCUGAGUUGAUAUAAAAAUACAAGGAAAGACAAAGAAUGUUUGAAAAGAAUCUCUUCAGUGUAAAAUCAACCAAAAUAAUCUCAUGGUUCAAAGCAAAUUUCACUGAAUAUUCAAAACAAUGUUAACUGAUUACAGCACUCUAUCGAUGGUAAAAGUAAUAAAAUAAGAAACAUGCCCCUUGAAUUGGAAGAGUUUUCUCUUAAAAUAAAUUCCACAUCGCUACACUUUCUAGACUUUGUGGAAGUAAUGGUAUUUCUUAGAUAACUAUGUAUUUUGCAUGUUAAACAAAUCUUAAAUGUCAUGUACAUUGGAAAAUAGAGAAAACAUAUCCUAAUCCUUUAAAGACCUAUUCUUAGAGGAAAGUCAUGUCAUUUAACUCAUCUUAAAGUUUGUGGAAAAGGUUUUGAAAACUUCUUUUAUUGACUCUGUUAACCACCACUACUCCUAACUCUACAGAAUUUUUGCUGCUGGUCUCAUUAUGCCACCUAUUUUAUACCUAUCUAAAUUUUAUUGUCUCUUUACAAUGAUGAUGAAGA